AUGGGCAGCCCCGUGCCAGCCGACCCUCCGUGGCGGGCGACCUUCAUCUCGCACAUCCAGCGCAUGGAGUCCCCGACCUUUACCCUCGGCACGCUGCACCAGCCUGAUCGCGCCUCGUCGUCGUCGCAGCACGUCGUGCCCCGGGUCCGCACCGUCGUCUUUCGCGGCAUGUGGGCCGCGCUCGACGUCAAUCCCAAGAACCCUGCCGAGCGGAACCCGGACACGUUCACGUCGCACCUGCCCACCAUCACGACGGACGCCCGCAUGGACAAGGUGCCGGAGCUGGAGGAAGGGAUGGCUGCUGCACCGGGGGCCGGCGACGGGGGGCGCGGAGGAUCCCAGUCCGGCGGCGGUGGCUUCGUCGAGGGCGUCUUCUGGGCCGAGGAGGCCCGGACGCAGUGGCGCCUCCGGGGCCGAGCCUACGUGCUCGGGCCGGACAUUGACUCGGAAGCCGCGGCGCCGGUGCGGGCCGCGCUGGAGCCUCACAUGCGGCGCGUCAACGGCGGCACGGCCGGUCCGUGGAGCUGGAGCCGGGAGGUGACGGCGCACUUCGGCAACCUGAGCCCGCUGAUGCGAGGGACGUUCCGCAACCCGCCCCCGGGGACGCCGCGCAGCCAGGAGCCCGGCCGUGGUCUGGGGCUAGGCCAGCGGGUAGAGAAUGUCGAGGACGAGGUGGCGAGGCGCAACUUUCGCGUCGUGGUGAUUGUGCCCGACGAAGUCGACCGCGUGGACUUGUCGGACCCGGAAAAUGGCCGCAGGUGGAACUACAGGUUGGAGGGCGAGGGCGAGUCGGGCGAGUGGAAGGUGACGGAGCUAUGGCCAUGA
Purpureocillium lilacinum is the source of this 825-nucleotide messenger RNA. RefSeq lists its product as uncharacterized. Lineage: Eukaryota; Fungi; Ascomycota; Sordariomycetes; Hypocreales; Ophiocordycipitaceae. The record is from RefSeq and is a predicted model, not a curated record. Gene Ontology annotation, molecular function: FMN binding.